AUGUCCUCCCCAGUAAUUGGUAUUUCCUUUGGGAACACAUCCUCCUCGAUCGCCUACAUUAACCCUAAAAACGACGUCGAUGUCAUCGCUAACCCAGACGGUGAACGUUCCAUCCCAUCCGUCCUAUCCUACGUCGGUGAAGAUGAAUACCAUGGUGGUCAAGCUUUCCAACAAUUAGUGAGAAACCCAAAAAAUACUAUCAUUAACUUCCGUGAUUUCAUCGGUUUACCUUUUGAUAAAUGUGAUGUAUCCAAAUGUGAAAAUGGGGCACCAGUGGUAGACAUUGAUGGUAAGGCUGGGUUCGUUAUCGCUAGAGGUGAAGGUAAGGAAGAAAGAAUAACUGUUGAUGAAGUCGUCUCCAGACAUUUGAACAGACUAAAGUUGGCAGCUGAAGAUUACAUUGGUCAAACUAUUUCACAAACUAUCUUGACUGUCCCUACUGAUUUCACUACUGAGCAAAAGGAUGCUUUGGCUCAAGCCGCUUCUAAAAUUGGAUUAAAGAUUGUUCAAUUCAUAAAUGAACCAUCUGCCUCCCUUUUGGCUCAUGUGGAACAAUUCCCAACGGAAAAGGAUGCUAACGUUGUCGUCGCUGAUUUCGGUGGUGUUAGAUCAGAUGCUGCAGUCAUUGCCAUUCGUAAUGGUGUCUUCACCAUCUUAGCUACUGCUCACGACAACAAAUUGGGUGGUGAUAAUCUAGAUGCUGAAUUAAUUGAAUAUUUUGCUAAGGAUUUUGAAUCCAAGAAUAAGGCAAACCCAAGAAAGAAUGCUAGAUCCAUGGCUAAAUUGAGAGCUAAUGCCAUUAUUACCAAGAAAACCUUAUCUAACGCCACAUCUGCUACCAUCUCCAUUGAUUCCCUAGCAGAUGGUUUCGAUUACCAUGCUUCCAUCAACAGAAUGAGAUACGAAUUAACCGCAAACAAAGUCUUUGCUCAAUUCUCUAACUUCAUCGAUUCAGUCAUUACCAAGGCUGGUUUGGAUCCAUUAGACAUAAACGCUGUCCUAUUGGCUGGUGGUGUCUCCUUCACUCCAAAAUUGUCCACCAAUUUGGAAUACACAUUACCAGAAUCUGUGGAAAUUCUAGGUCCAAACAAUAAAAAUGCUUCUAGUAAUCCAAAUGAAUUAUCUGCCUCCGGUGCCGCUUUACAAGCAAGAUUAGUCGCUGAUUAUGAUACUGAUGAAUUGAAGGAAGCUUUACAACCAGUCAUCGUUAACACUUUACAUUUACAAAAGGAUAUCGGGUUAGUGGAUGCUACCGGUGCCUUUGUACCAGUCUUAUCUAAGGAAACUUACUACCCAGUCCAAAAGAAACUACUUUUGAAGAAGGUCAGUGGUGAUUUCUUGAUUGGUGUUUACGAAGGUGAUUCUCACAUUGAAGAAAGAACUAUUGAACCAGAAACCAAGGAUGAAAAGGCCGCUGAUGGGGAAGACAGUGAAAGUGAAUGGUCCGAUGAUGAACUAGAAAUUGUUAGAGAAAGAAAGUAUACUUUAGGCACUAAGCUAAUGGAACUAGGUGUCAAGGGUGUUAAGAAUGGGUUGGAAAUUGUUUUCAAUAUCAACAAGGAAGGUGUCUUGAGAGUCACUGCUAGAGAUUUGAAGACUAGCCAAGUAGUUAAGGGCGAAUUAUAA
This is a messenger RNA of Naumovozyma castellii, 1626 nucleotides long. It is a transcript of the gene SSZ1, whose product is annotated as ribosome-associated complex protein SSZ1. Lineage: Eukaryota; Fungi; Ascomycota; Saccharomycetes; Saccharomycetales; Saccharomycetaceae. The transcript has a single exon. The record is from RefSeq and is a predicted model, not a curated record. Bases 1 to 1626 code for a protein of 541 amino acids.